AUGGGGGAUCAUCUCGUAUAUGGAAUAUACAAAGAAUUCUUUACGGACUCUACACAGGUGCUCGAGAAGAAGGGGGCUGGGUGGGACAAGUCACAUGACCUAUCUGGCCUAAUGUUUGUUCUCCAGUUUGGGCAGCAGCAUGCAUCGUUUUCGGAGCGAAACCAAGCCAAAAGAGAGAAGAAGGAAAAAAGAACGGCACUGGAACGCACAUGA
Molecule: messenger RNA, 213 nt
Organism: Paracoccidioides brasiliensis Pb18
Exons: 2
Coding region: 1-213 (70 amino acids)
Source: RefSeq, a predicted model, not a curated record